This is a messenger RNA of Siniperca chuatsi (mandarin fish), 5071 nucleotides long. RefSeq names its product mitofusin 2 (gene mfn2). The coding region runs from base 371 to 2647 and encodes 758 amino acids. Lineage: Eukaryota; Metazoa; Chordata; Actinopteri; Centrarchiformes; Sinipercidae. Gene Ontology annotation, biological process: mitochondrial fusion; mitochondrion localization. Gene Ontology annotation, molecular function: GTPase activity; GTP binding. Gene Ontology annotation, cellular component: mitochondrial outer membrane. The transcript has 18 exons. The record is from RefSeq and is a predicted model, not a curated record.
UCGCGAUACUUUGAAACGUCGAGUCGCCUCCUUCAAGCGCAACAUCUGCGGGCAACAGCAGGAGGUGUAUCGUGCUUUGGAAAACAUUAACUAUUACUACGUUAUUAUUAUAACUGCUGUUAUCUGUUAGGAUUCUCAUCAAACCUCUCACCCAGUUACUGACAGUGCCGCUAAUUAAACGGGAGAAGCUUGUUAAAUCUGCGCCCGCCUGAAACAUUCAGUGACGCCCCUUCACGUAGCAUAGAUAGCUAACGCUAAUUACUAGCAUUCAGUAGUAACGCUAGCAGCUAGUUAGCCUGUAGAGUUUCACAAGCCGACGGGCCAGGAUGCAAGAGGAUUAUUGGUGAGGAACGACCCCCAUCCACGUGCCAUGUCUCUGGUUUUCCCACGACCCAACACCAACGCCGUCCACAGCAAGAAGGAUAAGAGACUGAUGGCGGAAGUGAAUGCAUCGCCGCUCAAGCAUUUUGUCACGGCAAAGAAGAAGAUCAACGGGAUCUUUGAACAGUUGGGGGCCUACAUCAAGGAGAGCUCUUCCUUUCUGGAAGAUACUCACAAAAAUGAUGAUCUGGACCCGGUCACCACGGAGGAGCAGGUCCAAGAGGUCCGGGGUUACCUCGCCAAGGUGGCAGGGAUUGGAGAAGUGCUCGCCCGCAGGCACAUGAAGGUGGUCUUCUUCGGGAGGACCAGUAAUGGAAAGAGCUCAGUGAUCAAUGCCAUGCUGUGUGACAAGGUGCUGCCGUCUGGAAUAGGACACACCACCAACUGCUUCCUGAGGGUGGAGGGCACCGAUGGCAACGAGGCCUUCCUCCUCACCGAAGGCUCGGAGGAGAGGAAGAGCAUAAAGACAGUGAACCAGCUGGCUCACGCUCUCCACCAGGAUGAGGACCUGGACGCCGGCAGCUUGGUCUGUGUCAUGUGGCCUAAAGCCAAGUGUGCUCUGCUCAGGGAUGACCUGGUGUUGGUGGACAGCCCAGGUAUCGAUGUUACCACAGAACUGGACAGCUGGAUCGACAAGUUCUGCCUGGAUGCCGAUGUGUUUGUUCUGGUGGCGAACUCUGAGUCCACACUGAUGCAGACGGAGAAGUCCUUCUUUCACAAGGUCAAUGAGCGGCUCUCCAGUCCCAACAUUUUCAUCCUCAACAACCGCUGGGACGCCUCAGCCUCAGAACCUGAGUACAUGGAGGAGGUCCGCAGGCAGCAUAUGGACCGCUGCACCAAUUUCCUGGUGGAUGAGCUGGGUGUGGUGGACCGAGCCCAGGCCAGUGACCGCAUCUUCUUCGUCUCUGCCAAGGAAGUACUCCAGGCUCGUGUGCAGAAGGCUCAAGGAAUGCCUGAAGCAGGUGGAGCGCUCGCAGAAGGUUUUCAAGCCCGAAUGUUUGAGUUCCAGAACUUCGAGAGGCGAUUCGAGGAGUGUAUCUCACAGUCAGCAGUGAAGACCAAGUUUGAGCAGCACACAGUGAGGGCCAAACAGAUCUCUGAAGCCCUGCGCCGCAUUAUGGAUUCUGUACACAUCGCUGCACAAGAGCAGAGGGUCUACUGCCUUGACACCAAAGAGGACCGGCAGGACCGAUUGGAGUUUAUAGACAAGCAGUUGGACCUGUUGACCAUGGACUGUAAGGCCAAGAUCAAGAAGAUUACUGAGGAGGUGGAGAGACAGGUGUCUAAUGCCAUGGCAGAGGAGAUCAGGAAGCUCCAUGUGCUGGUGGACGACUUCCACAUGGACUUCCACCCAUCACCAGUGGUACUCAAGGUCUACAAGAACGAGCUCCACCGGCACAUUGAGGAGGGUCUGGGCAAGAACAUGUCAGAGAGGUGCUCCACCUCCAUCACCGGUGCCCUGCAGGCCACACAGACAGACAUGAUCGAGGGUCUGAAGCCUCUGCUGCCCAGCCCGGUCAGAGAGCAGGUAGACAAGCUGGUUCCUCGUCAGUGCUUCAGCCUCAGUUAUGACCUGGCCUGUGACAAGCUCUGCAGUGACUUUCAGGAGGACAUCGGCUUCCACUUCUCUCUGGGCUGGACCAUGCUGGUCAACCGCUUCCUGGGGCCCAAGAACACCCGGCGGGCCCUCAUGGGCUACAACGACCAGGUCCCCCGGCCCCUGGCCCUGACUCCGGUCAGCACCAGCAUGCCUCCGUUCCCACAAAGCUCCAUGACCCAGGAGGAGCUGAUGGUCUCCAUGGUGACCGGUCUUGCCUCCCUUACCUCCCGUACUUCCAUGGGCGUCCUCGUGGUUGGCGGCGUGAUCUGGAAGGCAGUGGGCUGGCGUCUGAUCGCCCUGUCAGUGGGUCUGUACGGGCUCCUCUACAUCUACGAGCGACUCACCUGGACCACCAAGGCCAAGGAGAGAGCCUUCAAGAGACAGUUUGUGGACUACGCCAGCGAGAAGCUGCAGCUCAUCGUCAGCUACACCGGAUCCAACUGCAGCCACCAAGUCCAGCAGGAGUUGGCCGGUGUGUUUGCUCAGCUCUGCCAGCAGGUGGACGUCACCCGUCAGAACCUGGAGGACGAAAUCACUGACAUGAACAGCAAGAUCGAGCUGCUGGACAGCCUGCAGAGCAAAGCUAAGCUGCUGCGGAACAAGGCGGGCUGGCUGGACAGCGAGCUCAACAUGUUCACGCAGCAGUACCUCCACCACAGCAAGUAAACCACACUGAGCACCACCCUGAGAGACUGAGGAACACCUGAGGAGCAGCUGCUACAGCUGCUGAAGGUUCCCCUCUAGUUGACACACUUCUGUAUUUUAAUGAGAGGAAAUACUCAACAAUGUUCUCAACAGAAGAGGACAAAUAGAAGGGAAGUUUGGAGUGGACGGAGUCGCUGGGUAGUUGUGAUAUGGAGACGAGGACAUGAGCUCUGUCCUGUGGUCAGCUGGUGACCCGUCACACAGAAAUAAAAAGUUAAAAACAGGAUCAGCUGUUAGAUAGAAGCCACAACAUGAAAGGGUUAACCACAGACUCCAGAACCGAUGCUCAUGAACCUCAGGUCUCCAUGUGGCUGAUGGAUCUGACUCCAGAACAGAAGUCUGCCCUCUCCUUGCAUCCUUAUGACCACCGUUGAGUGACUCUUCCAGCUUCUGUCCUUUAGAUUUGAUUCCAGUUCACUCGGCCACAUUGAACUUGUGUAGAUUUGAUUUUGUAUUUAUACAUUUUGAAGACUGUGCUGAAGUAAAAGGCAGUGCACGUGAGGGGGGGAGAAAGUGCUGUAUGUUAGUAGGAUAAUGCAGUGAACUGAAGACGUGUAAAAUAGUGAAUUUAUUCCUUUUUUCAGAGGGCGAAGCUCUGAAAUGAUCGUGGUUGAGUUGGUUGUGAAAUGGCAAAGAAACUGUUGCUCACAAGAAAGAAAACGACUAUUCACUCUUAGUUCUCUGAGCGCUAAGUCAAAGUGAUCUCACCUGUGCACCUGAGACUUCACGUACUGAUGGGUGGUUAUUCAAACUGUUCACUUUGAUGGCAUCUAAACUUGCUAUGACCCAUUCACCCUAAAUAACGUCUGCUUUUACUGAGUGCGUUUCCUUUAUUGUUCCUUCUGACAGUAAACAUACAUCUUAAUUUUUGUGAGGAUAAAUUGUUUGGCCUGUGAAGUAAUUGAAUAGAUUUUAGUUUGUUUAGAUUCCUGUAUUUUAUAACGUAAAGGACAAGGCUACAGUUAUUCUAUAUUUAUAUUAUUUUCAUCAAAUCUCACGUUCAGACUCAAACCAGCAACACGCCGGUCCGUCUCUCAGUACCGUCUCACUUCCUGUCUGCGGCUCUCAGCUGCGAGCCCAUUGGCUCCUGCUGAAGACGUGAAUCUUUAACAACACAAAUAUAUAGUUUGAUGUUUAAAAAGGAUCAGCCAUUUUGUAGUUUUUAUCAGACCAACAGGAGGAAACAGUGCGUCUGUUGGGGACUAUUUCCAGCGGCGGAUGAAUCCACGUGUGGUGCUGUAGUGAGUGUUUGGGGCAGCAGGACGGUGUGUGUGGGGCGGAGGCAGAAUAAACUACAGUGUGUGUGUGUUCGUGGUGAUGAAGCAACACACACUUUCACUGCUGGUUGAGUCUGAACAUUAGGAUUUAUUGACGAGAAGAAAAACAGAGAAUAUCAGCAGACCGACUCUGUAAAUGAUUUUAUUCAGUUGCAAUGUUUCGCAUAGCUACGGAAGAUGAUUAGGACCAAAUGCUAAUUGUUAAAUAAUUCAGAUUAUUUCCUCUGGAUUCUCCAGACUGGAGUCUGAUGAACCGGUCCAUAUCAGCUGUGUCCUCUAUUAAGUAACUCAUGUCAGUAGAGAAAUGCCAAAGACGCGUUUGUCCACCAGAACCGAAGUUUACACUGUAAAAUGUCCCACUCGGCACAUAUCCUGGUCGCUAUUCUUUAAUAACCACAUUUAAGAGAUUAUUAUCAGAAAUAUUAACGAUAUCUCAGCAGAACCAUUGUUUCCCAUAAACACAUGAUCAGAUUCUUUAAACUGUCCGGUAUCGAUAUCAGUAUGAGCCUAUAAAACCCUGCGGCACAACUUUAUUUCUAGUUUUCAGAAUCCAGACUUUUCUCACUAUUCACAAAUGAACUUCUUUCACGUUGCCCUAAUUCUCUUCCGUACGAACGUAGUUUUAGAGAACAGUGUGUUUGAUGUGAGAGUCCUGUGUAUGUUUGUCCUGCAUAUGAUGGAGUAUGUGAGAGUGGCCAGUUCCAGCAGAAGGCCCCUUUUCAAAUGAAAUUCUACUUUUUGGUUUCUAAAAUGUGUAUAUAAUGUCAUUUAAUAAUUUGCCUUUCAAUUGGAAACAGCGGGGAAAUGCUGUGGAUGUGCCUGGAUUAGUCCAGUAUGUAGAAGUCUUGUUUGAUUGGGCCGUGCUGUAAAUGAAAGCCAUACACUGCGUGUUGCCAAGUGAGCAGCAAGGCUGUCGUACAACACGUCCGUCAGAGCGAAGACAUGCACUUUAUCGAUUUGCUGCUUUUUGAUUUUUGUUUGUUUUUGGAAAUAUAAACCACAAUAGAUGUUCGGCUUCAGGGCGGUGAGAGUACCUGCAUGCUGUGUGUCCUGUUGAAAUGUUAAAACAUCUGUAUGUAUGUAAAAAAUAAAGGUGACACAAUGCUAA